Messenger RNA from Echinostoma caproni, 798 nucleotides. Lineage: Eukaryota; Metazoa; Platyhelminthes; Trematoda; Plagiorchiida; Echinostomatidae. The record is from the annotation of a GenBank genome assembly.
AUGACUCGAGUCUACGAUACUGUUGAACCUGCUGUGAUUGAUAGGGCCAUGCUUCAGAAUGCAGUUUUCGCUCAAGGACCGCAAGGAGUAGCCGGUACUUAUGCGAAGAAAGAAGGCGUACAGUUUGCCACAGUUACCUCCUUGCGGUUGGACUUUCAGAGUAAAAAUCUAUCCUUCAAUAAUAUCGAGAAAAUCGAAGGUCUUGAUAAACUUGAAAACAUUGAAGAUUUGACACUGUACAAUAAUCGCAUAGCGCAAAUCGAGAACAUGGAAAAUUUGAAGAAAUUGCAACUGAUUUAUUUGCGUCGGUUUCCUUCAUUGCAGUCUGUUUGUCUCCGUGGUAAUCCAUUCUGUGAAGAGCCGGACUAUGGUUACUUUCUGCAUGCCUUCUUACCACAAUUACUCUAUGUUGAUUACAAACGAACUAAGGAAGAUGUGAAGAAGGCUGCAUAUGAGAAGUAUCAACUUCGUGUGGAUCAAUUGAAUGCACAAGAACAAGGCGAAAAAGAACAACAAGCAAAUGAAGAAGUCCUAAAACUGACCGAGGCGUUGCAUCAGCGAGCGUUUGUGGCAGGACUGGACAGUGAGACAAUCUUUGACACCUUGUACAUCGAAGAUCCGGACGGCUUCAAACAACAAUGCAAAGCUGUGUUCGACGUAGGACUACAAGAGCUUGAGAAGCGUGAUGCUGAAGUGAAAUGUUUUUGGGACUGCGUUGAACGGGCCAAAAAAAUAAACGGACAAUGUGGACAAAAGAUGAUUGACGAAUUUAAGCUGUAUCAAGCUGAAGUACGUUAA